AUGAUAGUGACGCCCUUUGCUCCCCUCCUCCUCUCCUCCUUCGUCGGAACGACAAUCGCAUGGGGGACUCUUGGCCACACAACAGUCGCUUAUAUCGCGUCCAACUUUGUGCAGUCUACCACCCGCGACUUCUUCCAAGACAUCUUGCACAACACGUCCGAUUCAUACCUUGCUGGGAUCGCGACGUGGGCUGACUCCUUCCGGUACACGGCUGCUGGGAGGUUCUCGGCACCGUUCCAUUUUAUUGAUGCGGAGGAUGAUCCGCCCAGGGGCUGUGGUGUUAGUUAUGCGCGGGAUUGUGGCGAGCAAGGGUGUGUGGUGGGAGCCAUUCAGAACUAUACGAGACAGCUAUUGAACUCAGAGUUAAAUGGGGGGUUGAGAAACAUGGCUGCUAAGUUCGUCGUCCACUUGGUGGGAGACAUCCAUCAACCUCUUCAUGUCGAGAACAUCGAGAAAGGUGGAAACGGCAUCCAAGUCCUGUUCGAUGGAAAGCACGUCAACCUCCACCAUGUAUGGGAUACCAGUAUUGCGGAAGGAAUCGUCGGCGGUUAUGCCCUUCCUUUCGCGGAAGCAUGGGCGAAGAAUCUCACUCUGGCUAUCAAGGAGAACGAGUAUAAGUCUUUUGCUCCGUCUUGGCUGGAGGGCAUCGACUUGAGUGAUCCGACGACGACUUCGCUUGGUUGGGCGGAGGAAACAAACUUGUUUGUUUGCACCGCUGUUCUCCCUGCUGGCCGGGAAGGCGUCGAGAACCAGGAGUUGAACGGGACUUACUAUGAGAACGCUGCACCUGUCAUUCAGUUGCAGGUAGCAAAGGCUGGUUACAGACUGGCGAAAUGGUUGGAUCUGAUUACCGAGGCCCAAGUCAAUAAACCAGAGUUGUGA
Messenger RNA from Drepanopeziza brunnea f. sp. 'multigermtubi' MB_m1, 882 nucleotides. RefSeq lists its product as uncharacterized. The record is from RefSeq and is a predicted model, not a curated record. Gene Ontology annotation, molecular function: endonuclease activity; nucleic acid binding. Gene Ontology annotation, biological process: DNA catabolic process. Lineage: Eukaryota; Fungi; Ascomycota; Leotiomycetes; Helotiales; Drepanopezizaceae.